GUUUGCAGAGUCCUCUUUGCCUGCUUUUUUUUUUUUUAAAUUAAAAAAAAUAAAAAAUUCUAUUGUGUCUCGGACGGAUUCGUUGCUGCUAUUCCAGCAGCUGCACAUGCAAGGCUGCAGAAACAUAUUUCAUACUCAAGACGAUCAGCUCUCUCCGCCUUGCACUUCCGAUGCUGGGAGACAAAGCUCACGGUGUGACUUUGAAGGUUAUGGAAUACACUUAUGAUGACGACCUGGAAGAGUUAUGUCCUGUGUGCGGAGACAAAGUGUCCGGCUAUCACUACGGCCUGCUCACCUGUGAGAGCUGCAAGGGCUUCUUUAAAAGGACUGUGCAGAACAACAAGAGGUACACCUGCGCGGAGAACCAGGAGUGCAAAAUCGACAAAACCCAACGGAAAAGAUGCCCUUUCUGCCGCUUUCAAAAGUGUCUUAACGUCGGGAUGCGGCUUGAAGCUGUGCGCGCAGACCGCAUGCGUGGGGGCCGGAACAAGUUCGGGCCCAUGUACAAGAGGGACCGGGCCUUGAAGCAGCAGAAGAAAGCUUUGAUUCGAUCCAGCGGCUUCAAGCUGGAAUCCGCGGCGGCUCCCGCUCUGUCCGCCUCGCCGCUGCACGGCGACUACGGCUUCCCCGGUCACGCACACGGCACGGCGGCCAUGCCCAAGCACAUGCUGCCGUCCACGCCGGACUCCGUCACCCCCACGGACUACGAGGUGGCCCUGUACGGCCCCGCGUCGCUGGCCGUGCAGCCCCACGUUGACUACAACCCCUACCCGGCCUUCCCCGGUCGCGCCAUCAAGGCGGAGUGUCCCGAAUACACCAGCUCGCCCGAGUCCCUGCCGGGGUACUCCUACCCGGACGCCUACGCCGCCUGCGCCUCACCGCAGCCCGCCGGGCUGCCGCCGCUGGUGGCGGAGAUGCUGCGCUGCGACCCGGACGAGCUGGCGGUGCAGAGCAAGAUCGUCAGUCACCUGCAGCAGGAGCAGGGCGGCCGGGGACGCGCCGACAAAGCCGGAGCCUUCGGCCUCAUGUGCCGCAUGGCGGACCAGACGCUCUUCUCCAUCGUGGAAUGGGCGCGCAGCUGCCUCUUCUUCAAGGAGCUCAGGGUGGGAGAUCAAAUGAAACUGCUGCACAACUGCUGGUCUGAACUUCUGGUCCUGGAUCACAUUUUUAGACAAGUGCAACAUGGGAAGGGAGACAGUAUCCUGCUGGUGACCGGCCAAGAGGUUGAGAUGUCGUCUAUUUUGUCUCAAGGCGAGGCGAUGCUCACAAGUUUGGUGCAAAGAGGACAGGAGCUGGCGGGAAGGCUGCGGGUCCUGCAGGUGGACCGUAGGGAGAUUGCCUGUCUGAAAUUCCUCCUCCUAUUCAACCCCAAUGUGAAGCUGCUGGAAAACCAGGCCUUUGUGGAGGGCGUGCAGGAGCAGGUUAACGGGGCCCUGCUGGAGUACACCAUGGCCGCCUACCCUCAGUACCAGGAGAAGUUCAGCCAGCUGCUGGUCCGACUGCCCGAGCUGCGCUCGCUCAGCAUGCAGGCGGAGGACUACUUGUGCUUUAUGCACCUGAGCGGCGAGGUGCCCUGCAACAACCUGCUCAUCGAGAUGCUUCACGCCAAAAGGGCCUGUGUGUGAGGGGUCGGACCUGCACCUCCGCCUGAGACUGUUUGCGAGGCCUGCGACCACAAAGUCCACGAGCGUCGUCUCGGCUCGUCUUUAUGGGAGAGUUUGACUUACAGAGCAGGACAAAGAAGUUCGCUUGACUUUCCUUGAAGCGUCAAACAUAUACACAUAACACGUUGUAUCCAUCUGAUGCCAAUUCUGUCUUCAUCUGGACGACAUUUUUUACAAUUUCACCAAAUAUUUUCUAAAACCACUAACCAAAUAUCGGAUCGUUUCAACCAAAAACAAGUAUCUCCAAUACAAUAACCAUCAAACAAAGGUUCUCAAACUUAAGAACACAGCAUACCGUCUUUUCUUGAAUAGCCGCCGGGCAUGUAAUAUGCGCCUGCAUUGAAUUAAUGCCAGGUCAAACCCGCUCUCCUAAUUUUUUAGCGCAUGUUUACUUUUACCACCGAGUCAAAUUUGUGACUGUCAUCAUUUUUUGCUUUUACUAUGUGUAAACAAGGGGUUUUGUUCCACAGCCAUACAGAUCACACUGAUGGUUGUGAUAUAAAACAACUUUAACACUCUUACUAAUAUGUGUCACACUCUGUGAACC
Molecule: messenger RNA, 2211 nt
Organism: Nerophis ophidion (straightnose pipefish)
Lineage: Eukaryota; Metazoa; Chordata; Actinopteri; Syngnathiformes; Syngnathidae
Product: nuclear receptor subfamily 5 group A member 2-like
Exons: 7
Coding region: 171-1625 (484 amino acids)
Biological process (GO): tissue development; hormone-mediated signaling pathway; regulation of transcription by RNA polymerase II
Cellular component (GO): RNA polymerase II transcription regulator complex
Molecular function (GO): nuclear receptor activity; RNA polymerase II cis-regulatory region sequence-specific DNA binding; zinc ion binding
Source: RefSeq, a predicted model, not a curated record